Pocillopora verrucosa is the source of this 5166-nucleotide messenger RNA. RefSeq lists its product as uncharacterized. NCBI's taxonomy places the organism in Eukaryota, Metazoa, Cnidaria, Anthozoa, Scleractinia, Pocilloporidae. Gene Ontology annotation, molecular function: mRNA binding. Gene Ontology annotation, cellular component: nucleus. The record is from RefSeq and is a predicted model, not a curated record.
UUUUGUCCUAAACAGGCGAUAUCAAAAGAUGUUUUGAUAUCGAAAGAAGGCAGGACAAAGUUUCUUGCAAUCUCCUAUAAUCUACGGUUCCUUUUUUAACGCCAACUUCAUUAUUUCAAAGACGAGACGACGAUUAUCAAUGAGUAAUGAACGGAGCAGUCAAAUUACAAAACAACGGGGAGCUGGAAACUGUCUCCAGCUUCAAUCCGAAGGAAGAGUUUGAGAAGCGGCGAUGGGUUCUCAUUACAAAUGUCCCAGAUGGCGUCGAUUUAGAGGAUUUGAAGACAAAUUUCCUUCAAGGCUUUGACGUUAUUGAUUUAAGAAUAGAAAAGAACUCAGCUCAUGUUCUUCUUGGAGCACCUGAGCAGGCUGUCACUGCCAUUAACUCACUCAAUAGGCAAAGUUUUCAUGGCUGUGUCCUUGGUGUCUCUCUUGCUCCACCAGACAGUCUGUUGUUUGUCGGUAAUUUGCCAUUUGAGUUUAAAGAGGAACAGUUUAGGAGCCUAAUGAGCCCAUUUGGACCCAUAGAAAGAAUAUUCCUUGUGCGGAGCAUGUUUACGGGAGAAAGUAAAGGUUAUGGUUUUGUGGAUUAUGUCACACGCGAGUCAGCUUGUCUUGCCAAACAACAGUUGAUGAAUACAGGGUCAAAAUAUGUUGGAGGACGAAUAUUAAGGGUGAACUUUGCUGAGCCAAAUCUGUUAACUUAUGAAGAUUUACAUUCCAAGACUCUGUUUGUGGACAGACUUCCUAGAGACUUCACUAAUGGAGAAGUUUUAAAGGAGUUAUUCAGUCAGAGUGGAUCAGUAACAUUUGCACAGGUUGCAGUGAAUCCUCAAACAGGCAUAUCUAGGGGAUUUGCCUUUGUUGAUUAUGGAACAGCAGAAGAGGCAGAACGUGGACAGAAGGCACACAAUGGGGCGCUGUUAGAAGGCACAAAUAUCCGUGUGGCUUAUGGAACUCCAGGAAGAACUGGUGCAAGCAUUCUUGGAGGGCAGAACACCAAUGUGGGAGGCCAGUCAUCAUUUGGCACUCGUCCUAGGGGCCCUGCUCCUCAUGCACCCCAAGGCCUUGAUAUGAUGGCUGCCAGGGGCCCCCGCCCCCUCAUGGCUCCACGUCCACUUAUGGGUUCAGAGCCUUGGCAACAAAUGCCACGAGGACAUCCUGGAAGAUCACCUAGACCUCUCAGACCAGGUCUUACAGGUCCAAGGUUCGCUGCAGGUCGGCCCAGGGGACCUGGACCAGGAGGUGCUAGAGGAUCCCCUUUUGGUCAUGCACCUAGGCCCCUCAUGGGCCGUCCCCCUGGAGCAAGGCCCAUGAUGAGACAUCCAGCAGGUCCCAGGGGCUUUGCUGGUAUGGGUGUGGGAGGUCCUCCAGGGGUGAGACCUGUGGCACCCCGAGGGGUACCCCUGCAACCACGCCCUUUGAUGGACUUUGGGGAACAGCCUGAUGGGACAGUUUUGCCCCCAGAACAGAUGCAGUCAGGGCCAGUGGGUCUUGAUCCUUCCCAGCAACACAUAGGUGAGACACCCAUCCCUGCCCUGAUGGGUGAGCCUAUGGGAGGGGGUAUCAUUCCCCCUGCUGCUGAACCAGGAGUGUUUGGCCCAAUGGGUGUGCAGCCUAUGCUACAGCAACAGGAGGUGUUGGUUCCUGCUCCACCUCAGCAGCAGCAACAGCAGCAGCAGCAAGGAAUGUUAGUGCCAUCUCCGCUGCUGGGUCCAAGAUCAGCUGUGCCCCAGUUGAUGCAACUUCAGACAGCACCAAGUGCCCCUGUCCCAGCAUACCCAGGCACCAUGCAAAUAACUCAAUCACAAGUGGCUUUAAUGCCACAGUCUACCCAGCAACCCAUCAUGGUACCCGCUCAGCAGGUUCCAAACAAUCAACCAGUGAUGUAUGCUGCACCCAGUGCUCUACCAGCGCAGACUAUGGUCCCUCAGGUAUUACACCCUGAUCCAGCCCCACUGAUGGCAACUCCAGGAACAGUCAUAGCAGGCCAAACUGAUCCUAAUACAGUGCAGUAUAGCUCCCCAGGGGUACAGCAGAUUGCUCAAGGUGACCCUACCCCAAGUGGAGCUGCAAAUUCUGGAUAUGUUGUACUUCCUGCAGAUGCAACGCAACAAACCACACUUUAUGCACCGCAGGAAACCCAAUCUUAUACUCUGCCUCAAUCUGUGCCAGGGCUGACAACACAACAACCCAUGGUUCAGCUACCUAUGGGUAGUGUUCAACCAACUGCCAUCAUUCAGCCACAGGUUUCCACAUCUCAGCCUUCCUCCAUCCCUGCAGUAGCUCCCCCAGCACCUCAAUAUCAGUGGUAUCAACAGAUGCCUCCAGCAGUGGGUAGUGUGGCAGUGUCUACUCCUCAAGCUCAAACCGCACCUUUACAAGCAACAUCUGUGGGUGGCAUCCAAUGGGGUCAGGCUGAACAGGCAUCCCAACCUUUAAUGACUGUCUCAAGUAGUGGCAUGUAUGGCCAGUUCCAAACAACACAGCAAUACCAACCACAACAGGCAGUGACACCAGGUUCAGAAGCUAUGGUGUAUUACCAACAACCACAGUUACAACAACUUCAGCAGCCACAGGCACCCCAGCAACAGCAACCUGUGCCUCUGAUGCAGCCUCUGCCUCAGCAACAACAGCAGCUUCUCCAGCCACAGCCACAGCCUCAGCCACAGCAGCCAGGUGCAGUUUACCCAGGGCAGAUGGACAUGUCAGGAGCAGGUCAGCCAGGUUAUCCAUCAGUGGCUGGGCACAGUACUGAACAGGCUGUAUACCCAAGUGCAAGUGUAGCUCCCCAACAUUCAGCUCCUCCAGUUGUCUACAGCAGUCAACAGCAGUCACAACUGGGUGCUCACCCACAGCUUGGUCAAAAGAGAGCUGCUGAAGGAGAAACGGGGCAGUUUGCUCUGCAGGGACCUCCUAGUUACUAUGACAGCAACAAGCGACUGCGGUACUGACAUCCUGAAAGGGCAGCAGCGGGUGUUGUGGUGAAGUGUUUUUGAACGCUGAUGAUAAUGAUGAUGAUGAUAUGAUAAUAAUUUUGUUCAUGAACAUGCUAAGUAUUAUAAUUAAUUACAUGUACUAAUUACCCAUUUCCAACACCAAACCUUCUCAUUCAUUCAAAGUCAGGUAUAAAACCUCUAGCAUGAAAAUUAAGUUUUUGUAUUAGCAAUAGGUACAUUUUCCUAUCAAGAACUUUACUUGGCUCUUGCUUUGAACAGAGGCCUCUGGCAUCUUGGAAAUGGCCUAGGAAUUUUUGAGAUCAUGAAAAUUUAAGCAUUUGUCUGGUACCAGCCAUAACUAAGAUCAUGGCGAUAAAGAGUUUUAAUUGCCUCAACCCAGCUAUUCAAGGUGGGGGGCUACUUUGCCUAAAGCUCCUACUUAAGUUUAUACGUUUUUCUCGUAAUCAAACGAAUGUUUCAUCAUUAAGAAAGAAGUACAUGUAACACAUACAUGUAGAUAUAGAUUUGAGGAGUUGAGAUCCUGAUAGCAAUUAACAUGCAGCACUGACCCUCAUGCAAAAACUAAGGGCUAAUUGAAUCAUAACGUGGGAAAGUUUUCAGUAAAUCGGAGGAUUCAAUAAUUAACUUUAUCCAUAAGUGGCUACUGAUAGUGUGUUGGGCAGCUGUGCCGAAUGAUGAAACCUACGACAGCCUGCCUUCAGGCUAAACAGGCAGGCGUGAGAAGUCUUAGACCGCUUGGUAGACCGCUUAGUAGACCGCUUGGUAGACCGCUUGGUAGACCGCUUGGUAGACCGCUUUCAUUGAAACCCCUGCUACCGCUUAUGUAAAGUGUAUACUUUGAUGUGUUCCAUUGCACAUUUUAACUUGGAGCCAUAAAACCAAAGCCAAAGUAGUCAAAACAACCAUUCAUAACUAAAGAAAAUAUAACAAGGAGCUAAAGAGAACUUAGCGUAAACAUCAUGAUUAGUUUCGUAAAAUAGGUUGUGGUUUAGUGCUUCGCUUAGGGACGAGAGUUUCUUCGCCCGCAGGAAAGUGUGAGAGCUUGAGUAACGCGAGCUGUACCGAGGUCUGCAAGGGGUCUGGCACUAUAAUUGAGUUAGUGCCAAUCCCCCCGACGAACCUUUGUUCGACUCGUCUCAAAUCUUCCCGCACGUAGAGGAACGACCGUCCUGGAGCGCCAAUGAUCAGGGCUUGUGUGCAGAUUUGAAAAUGUGACUACUUUUCCUUUGCAUUUGAUUGGUUGGGGAGAUAGCCAAAGUUUUGUGGACCAAUCGCAGAGCAUUCCUUAGUAAAGCAAAUGCAACCCAUGAUUAUUUGCCUCACUAUAUUGAAAAUUAUUUUAUGAUAUUGAUGAGCUGACACUUGAAAGUACAUGUACAAACGGUUUAAUAUAUGUUCUUAUAUUUUACAAUUGUCAUAUACCAGGAAUUUAAUAGCCAGAUGUUGUGGUUUGAUUUUCUCCUCGCUUUACAAUACCCCAAAACAAAUGCUUGUAAAAAUUUUUUACACAUUUUUAUGUCCUUAUGAAAGAAAACUUGUUGUAUGCGAUAAAGAGUAUAGUGAACUUAGUGAGGUUGUCGUGAAGUAUUUAAAAUAAGUAAGAAUUAAAUAUAGUUACUGCCACCUUAUGAAAUAGUUUGUAGUAUAUUUUAAUGUUUCAAAAGAGAAAUGUAAUUGUUUGUCUCACGUUGUGGCCACUUCGGAUGUGGAUUGCGACUUGUCAACUGCAUACUGCUAAUCUUCUUCAGGCGAUUGGGUCGAUUGAAUACGUGUCAGUUGUAUGCUGUAGUGCUCAGCUGUGAUUGGAUGAAAUUAUACGGCUGCGAUUGGUGCAUCUUCGGAUCAGGUUCCUUACCGCAUGGCUCUCCUGCUCUCGCGGAAGACUAGCAGUAUGCAGUCGAAACAUCGCCAUCUAAAUCCGAAGAGACCACAUCGUAAGACAAACGAUUACAAUUCUUUUUUCAAAGUAUCAUUUACGACGAUGACUACCGAACCGAUUUUACGGUAUACUAGUGUUAUUAAAAUAAGUUAACUUUUGUGCACGCAGCGGCCUGGAUAAUUGCGCACUGAACUUCGGAAUGAGAAGUCUAGGUUUGAUCCCAGGCCGUCAUUGUUUUGUGUGCCAGGGCAAGAGUUAACCUUUCAACUCCUAGUAGUGAUUAACAUGUAACUUCUCCCUAUAAUAUCCAUAAAUUAUUCAAGCUUA